Messenger RNA from Manihot esculenta (cassava), 1779 nucleotides. RefSeq names its product putative Myb family transcription factor At1g14600. The transcript has 5 exons. Gene Ontology annotation, molecular function: DNA binding; DNA-binding transcription factor activity. Lineage: Eukaryota; Viridiplantae; Streptophyta; Magnoliopsida; Malpighiales; Euphorbiaceae. Bases 269 to 1363 code for a protein of 364 amino acids. The record is from RefSeq and is a predicted model, not a curated record.
AAUAAGGUCUAGGGUUUUCAAUUUCUGGCAGUGCUUAUCAUCAUCAGCUCUUUAUUCUUUCUUAAAAGAAUUUUCAAGCCUUCUUUUUCUUUCCUCUUUGGUGAGGUAAGAGAGAUAAAACUGAAACAUCAACAAGUCAUUUCUAAAUUUAACAACCUCUAGAUAUUGAACAAGCGAAGUUUCAUAGUCACUUGCUGUUUCUUGAGAUCAUUCUCAUAUUCUUCAAUUCAUCAUAUGAUGAUUAAGGAAGACAGCUAAGAAAAUUAAGAUGAUGAAGAGAAGUGAUAGUUUUCAUGGCUCUAAGUCAAGCUAUUCUUGCAAGAAAGUCAGCCAAGAUGAUGAGGCUGAUGAGGAAGCUGACAAAAGUUGCAGCUGCAAGCCAAGAAAUGAUGGAGACACCACAAGCAAUAGCUCAGAUGAAGAAAGUGAUAAGAAGGAAGGAGCUAGUAGAUCUGUCCGGCAAUAUAUCCGUUCGAAAAUGCCAAGACUCCGGUGGACGCCCGAUCUCCAUCUUUGUUUUGUUCAUGCAGUUGAAAGACUAGGAGGGCAAGAGAAAGCAACACCAAAGCUGGUUCUUCAAUUGAUGAACAUCAAAGGCCUGAGCAUAGCUCAUGUGAAAAGCCAUCUUCAGAUGUAUAGAAGCAAGAAGCUUGAUGAUGCUAAUCAAGGGCAAAGGCUUUUAUUUGAAGGAGGUGCUCAUAAUAUCUUCAAACUUAGCCAGCUUCCCAUGCUACAAGGUUUCAAUCAAAGGAAUUUUACCAGUUUAAGAUUUGGAGAUGCUCCGUGGAGAGGUCUUGAUCACCACCAGAUUUAUGGCUCUUUCAUGAAACAUCACAAUUCACUUGAUUAUGAUUCAAACAUCAUUAAUAUCAAAUCUUCUUCUUUCAAUGGACAAAACAUCAUCAAUGGAACCCAUCAACCACUCGAGUCGAUUCACAGAUCCUGGAAGAUGGGAAGUUCAAAGCCAAGCUCAUUGGAUUUCAAGUACAUCAAGUUGCAAGAAAGAGAAGCAGAUGUAACAGAAGCAGAAAAAGAAGAAGAAGAAGAAGAAGAAGAAGAAGAUUGUUUCAAGAACCACAACAAAAAUUGGAGAACAAUUCAAGAAACAGGAAACAUGCUAAAAAGGAAGAAUUUGGAUGCAGAUUGCAACUUGGAUUUGAACUUAUCCCUCAAAGUAACAUUACAAGAUGGAAUUGAGAAUGGCUUGAAGAGUGAUCGUUGUGAUAAUGAAGUUAAUAGUAGUUUAUCUCUUUCAUUAUCUUCAUCAUCUUCUUCGAAGCCUAGCGGAUUAAAGCAGGAAGAUGAUGAAGAUGGAAGUAGGAAACAUGCAAGAAGGGCAAGUACUCUAGGUCUGACUCUAUGAAUGAGACAAAAUUCUAAGUGAGAUCUUGAGGUACUUGUCCAGAAACAAUGCUCAAAAAAUGAUGGAUCAUGUCGUAUUUGUAUCAGAACAUUACAAGAGGUAAUUAUUAGUCAAUUAUAUAAUUUUUUUUAUCUUUUAUUUUUUUGGUUUCUUGUGUAGGUUUCAGUUUUGGUGAAUUUAUUUUUAGCAUUACAAAAUAUGCACAUUGGGUUCUGGGUAUUUAUAAUAUUUAGGGCUUUCUUGAUCUUGGAAAGUCAUGCAUGGAUCCUCAGUAGCUAGAGAAUUCAGGAUCUUGAAAUAAUAAAUCAAACAUAUAUUUCUUUAUAUGUAAUCUUAUAGAUAUACUGGACAAAUGUUCCUUGAAAAUUUGCUAUUUAAAUUGGGUUUUAUCCAGAGAACAUGUACAGGAGAUUAAU